AUGAUGGAUGAAAAUGGCCUGUUUGAGAUUGAUAGUAAAGGGGAGAAGUUUACUUGGUUUAACAAACACUCUCAAGAUCCUAUCCAUUCAUGCAUUGAUAGGGUGCUUGGCAAUUUGGAAUGGAUUCAGCUGAAUAGUGAUAAAAAUGUCUAUGUGAUGGAGCCUGGAGUUUCUGACCAUGCUCUUAUAUGCAUUAGAAAAGAUGAAGAGAGAAUGAGGAGUAAGAGCAAUUUCAAGUUCAUGAAUGCUGUAAUUGAUAUAAUUGGUUACCAUGAGGCUGUUAAUCAGAAUUGGCAGAGGCAAAUAAAAGGAGCUCCUCAAAAUCAACUCUGGAAUAAAUUGAUGAGAAUGCAACAUGUUAUUAGAAGAUUGAGUAAGCCCCUUAUUGGUAUUAAAAGGCAUAUUGAGAAAUGUAGAGAAAAUCUUACCAAAGCCCAAAUAGUUUUGAGACAGGAUAGGAUUAAUUCACAGUUGAUUAUGCAAGAGAAAUUAUGCACUGAGGAAAUUAUCAAGCUCAAUGAAACUGAGGAGAAAAUUCUUAGACAAAGGGCAAAGAUUGAUUGGAUAAGGCUUGGAGAUGGGAUGAAAGGUAUUGACAUUAUGGCUAUGAGGGCUGGAAAACAACUGGAUAGGGAACAAAGGAGUAGGCUCAUUAGACCCAUCACUGAGAAGGAAGUGGAAUCAGCCUUAAGAGCUUGGGAGACCUAA
Vicia villosa (hairy vetch) is the source of this 708-nucleotide messenger RNA. RefSeq lists its product as uncharacterized. The record is from RefSeq and is a predicted model, not a curated record. The transcript has 2 exons. NCBI's taxonomy places the organism in Eukaryota, Viridiplantae, Streptophyta, Magnoliopsida, Fabales, Fabaceae. The coding region runs from base 1 to 708 and encodes 235 amino acids.